Messenger RNA from Paramormyrops kingsleyae, 1958 nucleotides. It is a transcript of the gene c5h19orf67, whose product is annotated as chromosome 5 C19orf67 homolog. The record is from RefSeq and is a predicted model, not a curated record. NCBI's taxonomy places the organism in Eukaryota, Metazoa, Chordata, Actinopteri, Osteoglossiformes, Mormyridae.
AUCACGUGACCCGCUCUUCGCAGGACCAACAAGAGCACGAAGGGCCUUAUCAGCAGUGAGCAUAGCUCAUUUAAUUGUAGUCAUUUGUAUUAUCUCUGUGUCAAGCAACUAAUUAAUGACAAAAUAUACCACCUUCACGUCAAAUAAUAAUUACUUAAGUCGUUUAACCCCCUCGUUAGAGAAACUGAAUUGUAUUUAUUAAGCUAGGCUAAGUGGAGGCUUCGUAAUUAGCCAUCCAUCGUAUAUUGGUACAGUAUUGGUUUCUGCAUCAUAUCUUUAAUAUUGAUAUUAGACUAAACGGAUUGUCAGAACACAUUAGUAUGAUAAUCUGAAGUGUACCGUUAGUAUUUUUUUAAUAUUACUUUAUCGUCUGCCAUCUAACUAUAACGUCGAAUCAAUUAAGUGAGAUGAAAUGAAAGCAUAUUUUAAACGAGAUAACGCCAACAUACAAGCUGUGGAGAUUUCUCAAACCGGAGUCAUCGCUUUAAAGCUGGGUGUACCAGACUGGAUCCUCUUGUAAGAUUGUCUCAACACACGCAAAGCCCAUUACAUAGAUUACUAAGUCUAGCCGUUAUGGCCGAUGAGACAACAGAGAAGCUGCCGUUCCAGCAAUCCAUAGUCAUUUCCGAAGAGCUGGGCCACCCACCUCUUGAUGUAAUAAGCGCGGUGGCACCCCCUGGCGGUGCACAGCGAUACUGCACUGAGCAAACCGAGCAGUCCUCCGUCCCCGUUCACCCUGAGAGCUCAGUGAUGGAUGAGAAGCUUCGAUGGAUUGAGCAGCAAGUUCAGUACCUUCUAAAUAAGGCCGAUAAAUUACAGGCACACCUGAUAAACGGAUGUGACCGAUUGCAGAAGGAGAGUCUCACCCAGGCUGUUCGCAUAUUCUUACGCACAUGCCAGCCCUGGUUUGCCUACCUGGAGGCCACAGCCCGCAGUUGCCUUCCCCAACGUCCACCCCUUCCGCCCUACAUUCGCACCCAGCUGUUGCAGUUCUCUCAGCAGCUGUGCACUCAACUUGAGCAGCUUGUCUUGAUGUAUGCCUCUUUGAAUUUGCUGUCUGUGGAGGAGACUGAGCCAUCCAGCGUAUCCCAUUUCUACAUCGGCCAGUGUCAACUGAACACAGUCAGUGUGUCCAUAUUCCGUUACUGCCGCCCUGCUCUUUUCCGGGUUAGGCCCGGGGCGGGGGGCAACCUCUACAAACGCAUGCGCUGGAAUGUGGAGAGGCCAAGAGAAUGGCCUGAAGAGACAGAGGGCCAGCAGGGAAAAAAUACUGGGAUAGGGAAAGGAGACAGUGAGGACACUGAAUUUUAUUUUCUGUGCUAUGAGGACGUAGCUCAGACGCAGCCGGAGAUGCACAGCAAGAGGGGGAAGAGGCAAGAGAAGGGGCCAGAGGCUGGCCAUUCUGUCAGAAGGUGGUCUAUUGGGCAGUGGGUGCAAACGGACCCCGAUCCCGUGAAUGCAGACCUUUUUGACUGGCUACUCUGUCCAACACCUCAGGGACAAUACAAACUGCUACUCCACCUGGGCACAGAGGAGCCUUCAGCCUGCACUGCCACAGACUACCUCUUGGGGGUGCUAAUUUCCAUGGAGGGUCCAGGAGAGUGUUCUGCAGCUUCAGGCCACCCAGCUCACACCUAAGCCACAUCUCAAAGAUACGUUUCACCUGGACAGGAUUGUGAUUCUUGGUAAUUUGUGAGGCGUUUGGUUGCAGUCCUUUUUUUCCAGGUAAUGUUUGUGAAGGGCUCGUUCAGUUACAAAAUGCACUAUACACAAUCUCGUUCCUGUUACUCGACUACUGAUUUGCUGGUAAGUUAGAGGUUGCAGAAAUACAAACUGUUUGUAGUUCAUUGCUAUUUUUUGUUUGUUUUUUUUCCAAAAAAUGAAAAUGUUAAGUGUCUUUGAGGAGGAUAAAACUUAUGUUAACAUUCUUAAUAAAACGUAUAAGUGUUAACAAAUGA